Agrilus planipennis (emerald ash borer) is the source of this 1008-nucleotide messenger RNA. RefSeq lists its product as uncharacterized. Lineage: Eukaryota; Metazoa; Arthropoda; Insecta; Coleoptera; Buprestidae. The transcript has 3 exons. Bases 463 to 1008 code for a protein of 181 amino acids. The record is from RefSeq and is a predicted model, not a curated record.
UAAACUUCAUGUCUCAAUUCCGAUGUCAACUAAUGUAAAAAAUUACCAACCUUGUUUAUAUUAAAAUUCACUUACUUUAAUAUCUUUCUACUUCUAUCUUCGAAAUCGGACUACAAAUUGUAUUUACUGAUUAUGCUGUCAUAAUUGAUUAAUAAAACACAGUUUUUUUUUAAGACACGUUUACAAAUGUAAAACAAUUUUUAAAGACUUAAUAAGGCAACAUUAAAAUUAUCACUCAUUAUCACUAUUUUUAAUUCUCAAUAUUGAACCGAACAUACCACAAAAUAAUGAAAUUUGCAUUUGAUGUCAAAUAAUGUCAAAUGUCAAAUAAAUGCUAUGAAUGGUUUAAAUUUAACGGUUUUCAGUAAUUAGCAUAGUUUUUAACUAACGAUAAAAGUUGGAAAACGAUUAAAAAUUCUACAUUUACUUUUAAUUGUUAACUGUAUAAUAGUACUAUAAGAAAUGGCAAAUCUAAGGAAUAAUUUCCGUCGCAAUUGCGAACUGAUGAGUGAAAAUGAUAUCAUGUCAGGAAUAUCCGAUUGUUCGGAUAGUAGCGAUUCUCUAAUACUACCAUUAGAUGAUGUUAAACCUGUAAAUUGUUUUCCGACUUCACGCCCACCGAACUUUACGAAAUCGCAAAUAUUGCGACACUUUGGAGUGAGAGAAAAAAAAGAAAUAGUUGCUAGUACUCCGGUUCAUAAAAUAAGGAAAAGGAAAUCAACUGAAUCAUCACAAAGUUCCAUUUCUUUGUCACCUAUCCAGAAACAAAAUUCAGUGCAAGCUUGCAAUAUUGUAUCCAUAAAGAAACCUGACUAUCAAGGACAUCUGCAAUGUGCAAAACAUUCAGAUGAUUGUGAUGAUGGUCUUCCAUGGGAAAAUGAAAAAGCAACUACUCCUGCUCAAGAUGUAGAAGUCAUUACGAAAAAGAAAAGAAUUAGUUUAAAAGGCAAUAUUAAAAAUGAACAGGAAUCAUCUACAAUAAAGGAGAAGCAACAGUUUGGGGGAUGA